Messenger RNA from Sturnus vulgaris (Common starling), 2952 nucleotides. NCBI's taxonomy places the organism in Eukaryota, Metazoa, Chordata, Aves, Passeriformes, Sturnidae. The record is from RefSeq and is a predicted model, not a curated record.
CCUGGGCCGCUGCGGGGGCUCCCUGCUCAGCCCCGCCAUGCGGCCCGGCGGCGUCGACCGAGGCUCUCUGAUGAUGGGACACCCAGGAAUGCCCCACUACCCCCCCAUGGGCAUGCACCCCAUGGGGCAGAGACCCCCCAACAUGCCCCCAGUGCCCCACGGGAUGAUGCCUCAGAUGAUGCCCCCCAUGGGAGGACCCCCCAUGGGGCAGAUGCCUGGCAUGAUGCAGUCAGUGAUGCCUGGGAUGAUGAUGUCCCACAUGUCCCAGGCUGCCAUGCAGCCCACGGUUCCUCCCGGAGUGAACAGCAUGGAUGCACAAGUAGGUGUGACCCCUCCUGGAACUCAGACCACUCAUCCCGUGGUGUCCACUGUCCAACCCAGCUCCAGCACCACCAGCUCUGCCAGCGAGGAUCACUCCAAGCAGAAAUCCACGUGGACUGAACACAAAUCUCCAGAUGGAAGAACUUAUUAUUACAACACUGAGACCAAGCAAUCCACGUGGGAGAAACCAGAUGACCUCAAAACUCCUGCUGAGCAAUUGUUAUCCAAGUGUCCCUGGAAGGAAUAUAAAUCAGAUUCUGGGAAGCCUUAUUAUUAUAAUUCCCAAACCAAGGAAUCUCGUUGGGCAAAACCCAAAGAGCUGGAGGAUCUUGAAGCAAUGAUUAAAGCUGAAGAAAACAGCACGAAGCCGGACGACGCCAGCGCGGCCACCUCGGCCCCGGCCGCGGCCACCGACAGCGGGGCCCCGACCGCGGCCCCGGGCACCGAGAGCGGCGCGGCCACGGCGGCACCCACGGGUGCUGCUGCUGCUGAGGGGGACCCUGCUCCUGCUGCUGCCACCACGGGGGACACGGAGAGCGCUGGCACGGCCACCAGCGAGGAGCAGGGACAGCCCAGCGCGGCCACCGGGACGCAGGAGAGCGGUGACACCGCCACGGCCACCAACGAGGAGGGGGCCAAACAGGAGGGGACAGCAGAUGCUGCUGCAAAGAAGGAGGAUGAGGAUGCCCAACCUGUGAAAAAAACUUACACAUGGAACACAAAGGAAGAGGCCAAACAGGCAUUUAAAGAACUGUUAAAAGAAAAGCGGGUUCCAUCCAAUGCUUCCUGGGAGCAGGCCAUGAAAAUGAUCAUUAAUGACCCCAGAUACAGUGCUUUGGCAAAACUGAGUGAAAAAAAACAAGCUUUUAAUGCUUACAAAGUUCAGACAGAGAAGGAGGAGAAGGAAGAAGCCAGAUCCAAGUACAAGGAAGCCAAGGAAUCCUUCCAACGUUUCCUGGAAAACCACGAGAAGAUGACAUCCACCACCAGAUACAAGAAAGCUGAGCAGAUGUUUGGGGAGAUGGAAGUGUGGAAUGCCAUCUCCGAGCGCGACCGCCUGGAGAUUUAUGAGGAUGUUUUGUUUUUCCUGUCCAAGAAGGAAAAGGAACAAGCCAAGCAGCUGAGGAAGAGGAACUGGGAAGCCCUGAAGAACAUUCUGGACAACAUGGCCAAUGUCACCUACUGCACCACCUGGUCAGAGGCCCAGCAGUACCUGAUGGACAACCCCACCUUUGCUGAGGAUGAGGAGCUCCAGAACAUGGAUAAGGAGGAUGCCCUGAUCUGUUUUGAGGAACACAUCAGGGCCUUGGAGAAAGAGGAGGAGGAGGAGAAGCAGAAAAGUUUGCUGAGGGAAAGGAGGAGGCAGAGGAAAAACAGGGAAUCUUUCCAGCUGUUUCUGGAUGAGCUGCACGAGCACGGGCAGUUACACUCCAUGUCCUCCUGGAUGGAAUUGUACCCAGCCAUCAGCUCUGACAUCAGAUUCACCAGCAUGCUGGGCCAGCCUGGAUCAACAGCGCUCGACCUGUUCAAGUUUUACGUGGAGGAUUUAAAAGCUCGUUACCACGAUGAGAAGAAAAUCAUUAAAGACAUCUUAAAAGAUAAAGGAUUUGUGGUGGAAGUGAACACUUCCUUUGAGGAUUUUGUCACUGUCAUCAGCUCCACCAAAAGAGCCACCACGUUGGAUGCUGGCAAUAUCAAGUUGGCUUUCAACAGUGAAUCGGCCUUCAAGAGCAUGCUGAAACAGGCCACCCCUGCCAUCGAGCUCGAUGCUGUGUGGGAGGAUGUAACUUUUCCCCCCUCUCUUUACCUUGCCCAACAGCACGAGUGUCAGCACCACCACUCCAAGACCAAGAAACAUUCGAAGAAAUCCAAGAAGCAUCACCGCAAGCGCUCGCGUUCCCGCUCCGGCUCAGAGUCUGAGGAUGACGACAGCCACUCCAAGAAGAAGCGGCAGCGCUCGGAGUCGCGCUCGGCGUCCGAGAGAUCGUCCAGCGCUGAGUCCGAGAGGAGUUACAAGAAGUCCAAAAAACACAAGAAGAAGAGCAAGAAGAGGAGGCACAAGUCUGAUUCACCAGAAUCCGAUGUGGAACGAGAGAAGGACAAGAAAGAAAGAGAGAGGGACAGUGAGAAGGAAAGAGCCAGACAGAGAUCCGAGUCCAAGCAUAAAUCUCCCACUAAAAAACGCCCUGGAAAAGAUUCUGGAAACUGGGACACCUCUGGCAGCGAGCUGAGCGAGGGGGAGCUGGAGAAGCAGAGGAGGACUCUGUUGGAACAGCUGGAUGAAGAUCAAUGAGAAGAUCCACGAUACCAAAAAAUGUUUACAGGUGGCAAAAUAAAACCAAGCCUCGUGUGGGCGAGGCCCUGGGGCCGGUGGCCCGUGGCCCGUGGCCACAACAACGGUGGCUUUUAGUUUUUUAACCACUUUUCAAUCCGGUCAAAAAGUAGAAAAAAAAAAAUCCGUGGAAUUCUGAAGGGCAAAGCUGUGCCUGGCCUGGAGCUGCAGGGUGGGGUGGGGACUGGGAUCCCCUGGAGGGGACAGCAGUGUCCCCAAGCACUUUCCCAGUGUCCUUCCCAAGGCAGGGAACAACCCUGGGCUGCCUGGGCAGAGCCCAGCUCAGCUGCAGGAAGAAA